AUGGGGGUGUGUGGUGGAGGCGGAUCAGUGGGCGUGUCCCCUCCAUCAGCAGCUCAUUGCAUAGUCCACGCUCUCAGGCCAGCUGACGUGAAGGUCGUGGCGGCCAUUGGAGACUCCCUCACGGCGGGUAACGGGAUCGGCUCCAAGCCCAGUAACGUGGUGGAUGUGCUGAAGCAGUACAGAGGCCUCUCGUGGAGCAUCGGAGGAGACAAGUCCCUGGAGACGGUCACCACUCUGCCCAAUAUCCUGCGGAAGUUCAAUCCUCAAUUGAUGGGCUUCUCCACUGGCACUGGGGGCGCCAGCAAACCAGGAGCCGCCUUCAACCAGGCUGUGCCAGGCUCCACGGCAGAAGAUUUGCUCGAGCAGGUCCAGAAACUGGUGACCCUCAUGAAAGAAGACAAGAAAGUGAACUUCACCCAAGACUGGAAGAUCAUCACCGUGUUUGUGGGUGGCAAUGACCUGUGUGACCACUGCCAUGAUACGGUCCCUCAUUCUGCUAAGAAUUUUGCCCGCCAGGUCCAAGCUGCCCUGGACAUUCUGCACAGUGAAGUGCCCCGUGUGUUUGUCAACCUGGUGAAUGUUCUGCAUGUCAUCCCACUGAGGAGCUUUCACCAGGACAGCAGCCUCAAGUGUCCCACCAGCCUGGUGAAAAUUCUCUGUCCCUGCGUGGUGAAGCCACGAGAAAACUCAACGGAGCUUCAUGGCCUGGCGACGCUCAACAGGGCUUAUCAGGAAGCUCUUCAUGCCCUUGUGAGCUCUGGUCGCUAUGACACCAGUGACGACUUCACCGUGGUGCUGCAGCCCUUCUUCCGAGAUGUGCCAACCCCACUGACAGAGGAUGGCCGCCCUGAUCGCUCCUUCUUCUCCGCCGACUGCUUCCAUCUCAGCCAGAAAAGCCACUCGCAGAUGGCACGGGCGCUCUGGAACAACAUGCUGCAGCCGGUGGGCCACAAGUCUGAACUGAAGAACCUCUCCGAGUUGGUCCCUCUGUCCUGCCCUUCACAGGAUGAACCUUUCCUCAGAACCUACAAGAACAGCAACGCCAGCUACCCUGAACCCGAAGCGACACAGCCCCCCAACAAGGACUGGGGAAGUGACCUCAUCUGCCCUGAUAUGCUGCCAUCAGAGAAUGUCCCCACAUCAGCACACAAGCUGCGGCCUGCAGACAUCAAGGUGGUGGCGGCACUCGGAGACUCCCUCACGGCUGGCUUUGGCAUUCGAGCACAGAACUUGGUGGAGCUGAAUAAGGAGUGGCGGGGGCUCUCCUGGAGCAUCGGCGGGGAAGACGCCUUGGACACGGUGACCACACUGCCCAACAUCCUGCGCCAGUUCAACUCGGAGCUCGUCGGCUUCUCCUUGGGCAUCGGCAAAGAGCAGAGCCACUUCAACAUGGCGGUGUCGGGGGCCAAGGCAGCGGAUGUCCCAGCGCAGGCGCGCCGUCUGGUCCAGAGGCUUCAGGAGAGCCAGGUGAAUUUCCAGGAGGACUGGAAGCUGGUGACGCUCUUCAUUGGAGGCAAUGACCUGUGCCAGUACUGUCUGGACCGGGAGACUCUGUCCUGGCAGAACUACGUGGGGCACAUUCAGGAGACCCUGGACAUCCUGUACAGCGAGGUGCCGCGGGUCUUUGUCACCCUGGUGGAGAUCUUGGAGAUCGAAGGCCUCCGGCGAAUCAAAGGCAGCGGUCUGGGCUGCACGCUGCUGCAAAGGCAGUUGUGUCCGUGCUUCUUAAUCCCAGGACCGGACUCGCUGGAGCUGAUGGAGGCCCGCAUGCUGAACCGUUACUAUCAGGUGGAGAUGGAGAAGAUGGUCUACAACGGUCGCUACGACGGCAGAGAGGACUUCGCUGUGGUCAUCCAGCCCUUCUUCCGCAGCUCCUUCAUUCCACUGGCUGACGAUGGCACGCCGGAUGUCAGGUUCUUUUCAAUGGAUUGCUUCCACUUCCGUGAGCGCGGCCAUGCCAUGAUGGCCAUCUCCCUGUGGAAUAACAUGCUGGAGCCCGUAGGCCAGAAGACGGCAUUCAACAACUUCACCUACGAGCGGCGCGGGCUCAAGUGCCCCAGCCAGGUCAAGCCCUACUUCUUUACAAAGAGAAACAGCUUCCCACUCCCCCCAGUCCAGCCGGCUGCUCCCAGUGACGGGAUUCCUUCUUGGACUGCGGUAGUGGCGGCCAUCGGGGGAGUGCUGGUGGGCGCCAUGGGCAUCGGCCUCAUACUGGCAUGCAAGGGCAGGCAGAGACGGAGAGUUCAGCAGAAGGCAAAGCAGAUGUGUGCCACUCCCCUGUGAUGGACUGUGUUUGAGGAGACCACCAAGGAGGGAGGAGGAGCCUUCAGGGUCACUUUGAUCCCUUCGUGUUGGUGACCGACCUGAAGAGAUGUCACACUAGGACACUUUUACUGGGCAGGCAGGACUGCAAUUC
This is a messenger RNA of Erpetoichthys calabaricus (reedfish), 2416 nucleotides long. RefSeq names its product phospholipase B1 (gene plb1). The coding region runs from base 1 to 2283 and encodes 760 amino acids. The record is from RefSeq and is a predicted model, not a curated record. Gene Ontology annotation, molecular function: retinyl-palmitate esterase activity; A2-type glycerophospholipase activity; phosphatidylcholine lysophospholipase A1 activity. The transcript has 28 exons. Gene Ontology annotation, cellular component: brush border membrane. Gene Ontology annotation, biological process: phospholipid metabolic process. Lineage: Eukaryota; Metazoa; Chordata; Cladistia; Polypteriformes; Polypteridae.